Molecule: messenger RNA, 3366 nt
Organism: Sinocyclocheilus anshuiensis
Lineage: Eukaryota; Metazoa; Chordata; Actinopteri; Cypriniformes; Cyprinidae
Product: short transient receptor potential channel 5-like
Exons: 10
Coding region: 167-3076 (969 amino acids)
Biological process (GO): calcium ion transmembrane transport; regulation of cytosolic calcium ion concentration
Cellular component (GO): plasma membrane; cation channel complex
Molecular function (GO): inositol 1,4,5 trisphosphate binding; protein binding; store-operated calcium channel activity
Source: RefSeq, a predicted model, not a curated record
GGCUCGACAUGGGGACUAUGAGGAUCUCGUGAGGACGCCAAUGAUAAAUAGUAUUCCAGAAUCCUCAGCCACAUAAGAAGACCACGGAACACCCUCCUCAGAGACCCCUUGUUUGAUAACGAGGGGCGAUUAAAUAUCCACAUAGUAAGGCGCAUCAGCAUCCAUCAUGAAUCCCAUGUCACAUCUAUACUACAAAAAGAGCAGCUACUCUCCGUACCGGGACAGAAUCCCUCUACAGAUCGUCCGGGCGGAGGUAGAGCUAUCUCCAGAGGAGCGCUCGUUCCUUUCAGCCGUAGAAAAGGGUGACUAUGCAGGGGUCCAGCAUGCACUACGUGAGGCGGAGGUCUAUUACAACAUUGACGUCAACUGCGUGGAUCCGCUGGGCCGCAGUGCGCUACUAAUCGCUAUUGAGAAUGAGAACCUUGAGGUGAUGGAGCUGCUUCUGGAUCAUGGGGUGAACACUGGAGAUGCUCUGCUCUACGCCAUUCGCAAAGAAGUGGUGGGAGCCGUAGAGUUACUGCUGUCCCACAGGAAACCCAGUGGAGAGAAACAGGUUCCAUCAUUAAUGAUGGACGCCCAGUUUUCAGAGUUCACACCUGACAUCACUCCCAUAAUGCUCGCCGCCCACACAAACAACUAUGAGAUCAUCAAACUCCUGGUCCAACGCAAGGUCACCAUUCCUCGGCCGCACCAGAUACGCUGUGAUUGUGUGGAGUGUGUGUCCAGCUCUGAGGUGGACAGCUUGCGUCACUCCCGGUCCCGUCUCAACAUCUAUAAAGCACUCGCCAGCCCCUCUCUCAUUGCCCUCUCCAGUGAGGAUCCCAUCUUAACCGCCUUCAGACUGGGCUGGGAACUGAAGGAGCUCAGUAAAGUGGAGAACGAGUUUCGACAAGAGUAUGAGGAGCUUUCUCAGCAGUGUAAGCUCUUUGCAAAAGACCUGCUGGACCAGGCACGUAGCUCCCGUGAGCUGGAGACCAUCCUCAAUCACCGUGAUGACCAGAGCGAGGAGCUGGACCCGCGAGAGUGCCGAGACUUGGCCAAACUCAAGCUGGCCAUUAAAUAUCACCAGAAAGAGUUUGUGGCGCAGCCAAACUGUCAGCAGCUCUUGGCCACACAAUGGUAUGACGGCUUUCCUGGCUGGCGGCGCCGUCACUGGGCAGUUAAGCUGGUCAUGUGCUUCAUUAUCGGCCUGCUCUUCCCUGUCUUCUCGCUGGUCUACCUGCUGGCUCCAAAAAGCACACUGGGGCUCUUCAUCAAAAAACCCUUCAUCAAAUUUAUUUGCCACACAGCCUCCUACCUCACCUUCCUCUUCCUUCUCCUUCUGGCUUCACAGCAUUAUAACAGUUCUCGUCCACGAGAGGAAUGGGAGAUGUGGCAUCCGACACUGAUCGCUGAGGCUUUAUUUGCCAUUGCUAACAUCUUCAGCUCACUUCGGCUCAUCUCCCUCUUCACGGCCAACUCUCACCUUGGCCCGCUGCAGAUUUCUCUUGGCCGCAUGCUGCUGGAUAUCCUCAAGUUCCUCUUCAUCUACUGUCUAGUGCUGCUGGCCUUCGCUAAUGGACUCAACCAGCUUUACUUUUACUACGAGACCGAGGCAGCAGAUGAACCCAGCCACUGCAAGGGGAUCCGCUGUGAGAAACAGAACAAUGCAUUCUCUACGUUAUUUGAAACACUUCAGUCUCUGUUCUGGUCGAUAUUUGGCCUCCUGAAUCUGUAUGUAACAAAUGUGAAAGCUCGGCACGAGUUCACUGAGUUUGUUGGAGCCACCAUGUUUGGCACCUACAAUGUCAUCUCACUGGUGGUUCUCCUUAACAUGCUCAUCGCUAUGAUGAACAACUCCUACCAGCUCAUUGCUGACCAUGCUGACAUUGAGUGGAAGUUUGCUCGAACCAAGCUGUGGAUGAGUUAUUUCGAUGAGGGCGGGACACUCCCCCCACCAUUCAACGCCAUCCCCAGUCCUAAGUCAUUCUGGUACCUGUGUCAAUGGGUACACGGACGGCUCUGCGGGUCGGAGGCUGCUCCGCCUAAAGAAGACCCCCAUAAACAUGAGAAUCUGAAGGAGUUUACGGAAAAGCAUGCUGACAGGCUGAUACAGAAUCAGCAUUAUCAGGAGGUCAUCCGUAGUCUAGUGAAGAGAUAUGUGGCGUCCAUGAUCCGCAGCGCCAAGACAAGCGAAGGGCUGACAGAGGAGAAUUUUAAGGAGCUGAAACAGGACAUUUCCAGUUUCCGCUAUGAAGUUUUGGACCUUCUAGGCAACCGAAAGCCACCCCGACGGAACUAUUCCUCCAGCAGUGAGGCGACGCUUCGAGACGAGCUCAGCGACGAUGGCGAGGCCUGUCACCACAGCGAUGGGAGCAGCAUCGGGGCCAAAGGUGUGUCUUUCAAAACCAUUACACCUUCGGAUCCAUCGUACGGAGUCUCUGCCCUCUUUCACUCCAUCUCCGGAAUGGAGGUGGCCACAUCGACGACAGCGGCAUCGUCUGCAUACAGGGAGGGUAAACCAAAGAUCAACGGACUGAGGAAGAACCCCUCACCCUCCUCUUCCCUGUCCUCAGUGGCUGCAGCUAGACCUGCACUUUCACGAACUUGGAGGCGCUUUUCACGCUUCUCUAGUUCCAAGAAGAACUCCUUCAGACGGCUCGGGCUGCUGUUCUCACGCAUGGGCAGCCACCUUCCACAGCCUGCAGGUGUUACUGCUGCAUCCUACACUAUCUCAGAUGGAUUGCUUCAACCGCCGGGGGCUUGGCAUGACUUGGGCUUCACUAGGGGUGAUGGUCCCGUCACCCGCAGCGAGACCAACCUUAAUCAGGUGGAUGUGGCUGUUUUAAAUGAGGGCGACAAUGCCAUGACAACAAAUGGACAGAGAGCUAAUGGGAGGGAUGUUUUACUGACAUUAGGACCUCUGUCCCCACCCUCUUCCCUGCAUUGUGCUUCCAGUUUCUCCGCCUCCAGCUCCCGCCUCCUGGACUCAAAUGAGGACGUGUUCCAGGGAUUGGUCGGGCCCUGUGGCGGACAAACGCCAGACUCCUCCCACUGGGUAACGGAGCAGGACGAUUCGGUGACCACGCAGCUAUAGUAUUGCGAGUAUGUACUGUACAGCACUUUGAUAAUAACAAUAAUCAGUGAUGAUAUCAAUAACUAUUACCUUAACCACAACCGAUUCUUCUGUUUGUUCUUUUGUUUGCUGCUGCAAUAUUUGUUUCAAUAUUUCUUUCUGGGAUUUAACCAAAUCGAAGGUCAUUUAGAAGACAGAUGAGAUGAGUAAAUGAAAUGAUGGACGACAAGAGAUGCAGAAGGGACAGAAAAGUGCCAUAGUCAGCAGAGCAGACAAACGCAAACCAGGUUGCAUUUUUGUGUCUUCAUUAC